UGUUUCACCGUAGGAGACGUCGCUGUUGCUGCGGGGGAUGUGUCUGCUCACACUCCGUUUGACUCUGUCGCCCAAUUCUCAUUACAGUGUUCUGUCAGUUGUGGUGUUGGAACCCAGCGGAGACAGCAGGUAUGCCAAAGGCUGACGGCCAGAGGCCGGCGUGUCCCCCUCAGUGAGACUGUGUGCAGGCAUCUUCCUGGGCCCCCUCUUGCGAGAUCUUGCCGAAUGCCUGUGUGCAGGAAAAUGCAACCAGAGGUGAAGACCAACCUUGGCAAGCAGGGUCCUCAGAUCCUUGGUGUCCAGAGAGUCUACAUUCAGACAAGGGAAGAGAAGCGCCUUAACCUGACCUUCGGGAGCAGAGCCUAUUUGCUGCCCAACACAUCUGUGAUUAUUAAAUGCCCAGUGCGACGAUUCCAGAAAUCUCUGAUCCAGUGGGAGAAGGAUGGCCAUUGUCUGCAGAAAUCCAAACGACUCGGCAUCACCAAGUCAGGCUCACUAAAAAUCCACAGCCUUGGCCUUGCAGCCUCCGACAUCGGCAUGUACCGGUGCAUUGCAGGCUCUGCCCAAGAGACAGUGGUGCUCAAGCUCAUUGGCACUGACAACCAACUCAUUGCACCCCCAGCCCUCGGAGGGCACACAGGGGAAUAUCCUGGGAUGGACCAUAACGAAGCCAAUAAUUUGGGAGCCACAUGGCAUAAGAUGAGGCAUAAGUGGAGUAAUAAAAAUGAGCUUUAUUUGGACGAUGGCCAAAUUCAUCACCAGCCUCUCUUAAGAGCUCUGUUGGGCCACUGCAGCCAUUCUGCAGGAAACGCCAACUCCUGGGAGUUUGAGAAAAAGCAGUUUGAAUCUGCAGUGAAACAGGGAGCCUACAGCACGGAUACCGCCCAGUUUGAUGAACUGAUAAGGAACAUGAGUCAGCUCAUGGAGACCGGAGAGGUCAGUGAUGACCUUGCGUCCCAGGUGAUAUAUCAGCUGGUGGCCGAGUUAGCGAAGGCGCAGUCUGCACACAUGCAAUGGAGGGGCAUCCUGGGAGAGGCGCCUCCCGCGGCUCACCCGGGAAGUGUGCCCCAAAGCUCAAAUUCGAAAAACUCAGGCAAGCUGACGUUCAAGCCAAAGGGACCUGUUCUCUUGAGGCAAAGCCAGCCCACCUCGAUUUCUCUUAAUAAAACAGUAAAUUCAAGGAUUGGAAAUACAGUCUACAUUACAAGAAGGACGGAGGUCAUCAAUAUACUGUGUGAGCUUGUUACCCCCGGUGAGGCCACAUAUACGUGGACCAAGGAUGGAGCAUUGUUACGACCCUCUGAAAAAGUCAUUGUGGAUGGAAUGGGGAAAAUGCAGAUACAGAAACCUACAAAGAAAGAACAAGGAAUAUACGGAUGUUCUGUCGCUAAUCAUCUGGGUUCGGAUGUGGAAAGUUCUUCUGUGCUGUAUGCAGGUAAUGCCCAUUGUUGAAACCUGGAAUGCCUGGGUUUUGUUUUGUUUUGAACAUUAAACUCUGGAGCAGCAGUUUUCACACUUCAUGCAGCAGAAUCACCACGGGGUGGGGUUAAAACACAAAUCUCUAGACCCCAUUCCCAGAGGUUCCGACACAGCAGGCUUGGGUUGGAGUCUGAGAAUGUGCAUAGUUGACAUGUCCCCAGGUUAUGCCAGUGCUGCUGGCCUGAGGAGCACACUGGAAAACAGCUGCUCUGGAGUUUGCUUUCUAAGAAUUGGGAAUUAAUGAGACAGGGUUUAGUCGGCAGUGUUGAUAGUAUGGACUUUUCAUUUUUAAAGCGCCACCAGCCGGCGAAAGAGAGUAAUUAU
Kogia breviceps (pygmy sperm whale) is the source of this 1803-nucleotide messenger RNA. NCBI's taxonomy places the organism in Eukaryota, Metazoa, Chordata, Mammalia, Artiodactyla, Physeteridae. The record is from RefSeq and is a predicted model, not a curated record.